UUAUUAGCAAACAAUGUCGAAAAAAAAAACAAGUAUACAAAAAUUUUACGAAGGGAAAGUAAUUUUUUUAACAGGUGCCACAGGAUUUAUUGGAAAGUUAUUGCUGGAAAAAUGUUUAAGAUCAUUAAAUUUAAAGAAAAUUUACAUUCUAGUAAGAGUAAAGAAAGGAAAGGACCAAAACACACGUCUAAAGAAAUUACUUGAAAGUCCUAUAUAUGACAAAGUUAAAUCUUUAAAUCCAAACUUUUUUGAAAAAAUAUCCAUUUUAAAUGGGGAUUUAACUUGUCCAAAUUUAGGUUUAAGUGAUGAAGACAUUAAAAUAUUGAUAAAUGAAGUUGAUUGUAUAAUUCACUGUGCUGCCACAGUUAGCUUUGUGGAACAUUUAUCUUUGGCGACAAAAAUGAAUGUUAUUGCCUCUAGGGAUUUAUUAAGGAUUGCCAAAAAGAUGCAUAAUUUACAUUCCUAUGUUCAUGUAUCUACGGCUUAUUCAAACAUGAAUAGAAAUGAAAUAGAUGAAAUAUUUUAUGAAUCUGCAAUGGAACCUGAUAAAUUACUUGAAAUGAUUAAAACAUUUAAUGAUGAUUAUAUUACAGAUUUAACACCAAAAAUAAUUAAAGAUUUUCCAAAUACCUACGCCUUUACCAAAAAUGUAUCGGAAACUAUAAUAAAACGCGAAGGUGUGGGACUUCCUAUAAGUAUAAUUCGUCCCUCCAUAGUUAUGGCAACACACAAAGAGCCUUUAGUGGGUUUUGUAGACAACUACCUAACAGUAAGUGGCAUGGCCGUCGCAGUUGGAUUAGGAUUGACAAGAACAUUAAGGCUUGAUGAAAAUAUUGUUUUUGAUAUUAUACCAGCUGAUUUUGUAGCCAAUCAGAUUUUAGCCAUGGGUUGGAAUAAUUACAGGAAAAGCAAAAGUGCUUAUCAAUCUAAUAACAUAACCCUUUAUAACUGCGUCAGUGGAUAUGAAAAUCCCAUUCAUUUAGGAUAUAUGAUAAAUUUAUUUUUGCAUGCAUGCCAUAUCUUUGGAGCUGCCAAAAAAAGUAUUUGGUACCCGUUUCUUUUGGUAACAUCCAAUGAAACUUUAUACAAAAUAUACGCUUUUUUUCUUAAUAUAAUUCCCUUUUAUUUGUUUGAUUUUUGUUUAAAAAUCAUGGGAAAAAAACCAUUCAUUAUGAAUAUUUAUAGCCGAUUUGACAGUAUGAGACAAUUAUUUGAUGUUUUUAUGACGAAACAAUGGUAUUUUCAUGCAAAAAACACUAAUCAGCUUUAUAAUUCUUUGUCGGACGAUGAUAAAGAGUUGUUUAAUUUUGACGUCAAAAAAAUUGACUGGCCUAAGUUUUUAAUAAACAAUGCAACUGGAAUGAAAAUCUAUUUGGUCAAGGAUACUAGUGGUGAAAGUGGUCUGAAGAAGUUAAAAAGAUUAAAAUAUAUACAUUUAUUGUUAAUUUGUUUGGUUAUAACUGUAUUAUAUUACUCUUUUAAAUUAAUUUACCUAGUCUUACGUUAAUA
Brassicogethes aeneus is the source of this 1509-nucleotide messenger RNA. NCBI's taxonomy places the organism in Eukaryota, Metazoa, Arthropoda, Insecta, Coleoptera, Nitidulidae. The record is from the annotation of a GenBank genome assembly.